Messenger RNA from Eleginops maclovinus (Patagonian blennie), 4724 nucleotides. RefSeq names its product mastermind-like protein 2. The transcript is spliced from 5 exons. Gene Ontology annotation, molecular function: transcription coactivator activity. Gene Ontology annotation, biological process: Notch signaling pathway; positive regulation of transcription of Notch receptor target. Lineage: Eukaryota; Metazoa; Chordata; Actinopteri; Perciformes; Eleginopidae. Gene Ontology annotation, cellular component: nuclear speck; nucleoplasm. The record is from RefSeq and is a predicted model, not a curated record. The coding region runs from base 857 to 3586 and encodes 909 amino acids.
ACCACACGGACAAACGAUUGUCAAUGGACUAUUUGAGACGGAUCUCAAUCGGUUUAUGUAACGGCUCCCUGCUUCUCGGCUGCGUGGUUUUUCUGACUUGUAAUUUGCAACCAGACCCUUUUAUCCGGAAGGAAAGAGCGAGGCAGAGAAAAAGGACUAAUUUCCAAACAAAAAAUGCCGUGAGUCUCGAAGUUUAGUGGGUUUUGUGUGGCGGCUGCUAUUUUGGCGAUCGAUCGCUCACUUUUCAUUUAUACUUGGCAGUCUUCCUCUCUUUUAUUGGAGUAUUUAAUAAGUGUGCCACAUGUGAGAUAAAGUAAUGACAUUAUACCGGAGAUCUAGUCAUCGAUGGAACUGAAGUUGUGCGUGCUAUGGUUAUGAAUCAUCCAAGGGAUUCAUAUUGAAUAUAAUUUAUCUGAGCAGGGGUCGAGUGGUUAAGAAAGAGUAGAUUCAUUCCAGCUGUGAAUCCACGAGCCUUUUGUGCUUAUAAAUCAUUUCGGUUUUAAUUAUUAGCUGACGUAGUGACACCCCUGAGGAGGAAAUCACUAAUACAAUUAUGCAGCAUUUGGACUUUUUAAUACCUCUCUAAGGCUUUAUACUUACCUUAUUCUACUCCAUAGGCAAGUGUAUUUCAGUCGUUUACACCACUAUAACAUUGAUUAAAGAUUACAUUGUGCAACGUGUCUUUCUACGACAUCGUAAUUCUCUCAAGUGACUUUGUGCGUGCGGUGUAGUAUUUUUCUUUCCACAUGGGAUCAUAGCUGAGCCCAUACGUCCUGUUCUCUUCCAUGCCCGUACCGUGGUCCAUUAUCAGCUCAGUGGACCUCAGUCUCUACAAACUUGUCGGGGACCUGCGGGCAUGGGAGAAGCGACCCCUGCUCAGUCUGCUGCAGGGGCAUUCGUACCCAUGUUGGGUGUAGGUUUAGGAACUAUGCCCGGUGGGGUCGGCAACGGACCGGUGGUGGCGGGCUCCAGGGGCUCCGCGGUUCCACAGCUGCACAACGCCAUAGUGGAGCGAUUGCGCGCCCGCAUCGAGCUGUGCAGGAGGCACCACUCCACCUGCGAGAACCGCUACCAAAGGGGCCAGGCCGAGACCUCGGACCGGGAGCACGAGAGUACGCUUCACCUGCUCAACAUUGUCCAACAAGGGCCCGGGAACCGAAAGGUGAAGGGCAGCCGGGGAUCGAACCAACAACCACCAGAGUACAGCAGGGCCAACGGAGAGCAAAAGGGCACCGAGGGCGAGCAGAAGAUUUCGACGCGCAUAGCGCUUCAAGGAUCUUUGCGCCGGAAAAUUGAGGGCCAUGCACCAGGACAUGCAUCAAAGCAGAAUGGGCUCUCGUGUGGUUUCUCUGGAUCUGACUUUAAGCGGGUCCGUAUGGAUACCAAUGGCCUGGGACAUGGGCCCUGCAACCAUAACUUAACCCAGUCUCACUCUCUGCAAGGCGCAUCAACCAUGGGCAUGCAGAGGAAGAAUUACAUGAUGCCCCAUGGAGUGGGGUCAGACAUAUUCAACAUGACCCUGAAAGAAAUGAAAAAAGAGCCCAUUGAGGUGCAGUCUUGUGGCCAGUCGAAUGCAGAAAUGAUCUUUGACUUCAAAGAUGAAGGUGGUGGUCAGAUUGACCCAGACCUCCAGGAUCUUUUUGACGAACUGACAAAGACCGUGCCAACGCUAAAUGACCUGGAGUUUGAGAAGAUGCUGAAGCAGGAUGAUACAUUUGGUAUGGACCUUGGCCGGCCAAACUCGGCAGGAGCAGCAGGGAAUCUGUGUUCCCCAAUGGAUAAGCCCAUAAAGUUGGAGCACUCCCCAGAUUUUGGCCCAGUUCACGGUGGCUCGCCACAGCUUCGACCAGCCUCAGCGGGACCCUCUUUCACGUUGACCAGCACCCCUACUACCAACUCGUCGCAGAAAGCUAACACUCAGGCAGGACACCCAAGAGCUCUGCCCUGCUGGCCAGAAAUAUCCCACGCAGAGCAGCUGAAGCAGAUGGCAGCAAACCAGCAACAGCCAAGCACUCUGCUCCACCACCUCCAUCAAACUCCUCCGGCAGGAUUGACCAACUGGGCUCCCGCAAUGAGUACCCACUCCUCCACCAGCGCCUUCCCCCAGGACAAGGUCUCCAGCCUGGCCCAGCUUAACCAGCAGAGGAUUGGCCCUCAAAGUAAAGGGAUCAACAACUGCCUCUUCAAGUCGAAUGGCCACAAUGGCUCUCAUCAUUUGGACAUGAAGGUUCUCAGCACCAAACCCACUUUGCACUUCAGCCCUAAAGCACCCCAUUCUGUCAGCCAACCGAUGCCCAUCAUGGCGACCUCGGUGAAGGCAUCAGCCCAGCAGCCGCAACAGUUGCCAUCGACCGUCCAGAAUCAGCCCCAUCCAUCCCUCCACUUUCAGAACCAGCAGAUCUCCACGUCAGGGACUCUCUGCCUGCCACCCAAGCCGGUUCCAUCAGGGCUGCCAUUCAAAUUAGCACAACAGCGACAGGGGGUUCCUCCUGGUCCAAGGCUGCCCACCAAUGGAAGUUUAGGAGUCAUGUCAGUCCAGUCGCAGCCACGGCCCCCGGCGCCCAUUAACCAGCAGAAAGGCCCUGCCAAAACUCAGGCCAUGCAGAGACAGCUUACUCAACAACAGCUCACUAUUAGCAAUUCAGAUAAAGACAAUGCACAUGAUCAGUUUAAUCGUCAUCUUACAAGACCCCCACCUGAUUACAAGCAGUCGCGAAGUAUGGUGGGAGUGCAGCAAGGAAACCUCUUCACAGGUCAAAACUCCUCCCAGUCUUCCAGCAAUGGCCCUGAGAAUGAUCUUCAGUCUAUGUCCUGUCACCUCCCGAGUGGGUCCGUCCCAAAGAUGAGUCAGUCGCCAUCGGACCGCAGAUUUGGUAUCGGGACUGACCUUCGUCCGAGUCCCUGUAUUGGUCAAUUCCAGCAGCAUAACAAUCAGAGUCGACUAGGACUCAAUCAAAAUAAAGCUAGGUUCUUGGGGCCAAAUACACACGGAAAUUCUUUUGGGAUGAACAAUGUAGCAGGUGUACAACAACCGAGAACAGCUGACCUGCAUUCCUCAGGAGUACCAGGACAGGCUCUCGGAGGCUUGAUGAAAAAUGUUAACAUGGGCUGGGGCUCAGCCAACAAGCAAGUGACAACUGGACUUGUUAGACGGUUACCCAAUCCCCUCCAGUCUCAGGGUGCGCAACUGGACAUGCCAAACCACCCUUACCAACAGAGGCAUAUUGGCCCUCCCAAUCAGGUAGCACCAGACAUUGGGAUGCUCCCUCUUAACCCUUCCAUAAGAGACACAGUUCCAAGACCAAACCAGCCGAUGAUGGGAUCUCCAUCAACAUUGGGAACCCUGAACCAGGCCUCGCCUGAACAGAGGGUACCAGCAGGGAACUUUGCAGACCCCAGCCCUAGCAGCUACCAGAAUAACCGGGCCAACCGUCUGACCUUUGACUUCCUCCCAGAGGGAGACAACACAGUUCCAGGGAUCAACACAGACUCAGACUUCAUAGACUCUCUGCUCAAGUCUGGCUCUGGUAAUGAUGAUUGGAUGAAAGAUAUAAAUUUGGAUGAGAUUCUGGGCAGUCACUCGUGAAUUUGGCUUACAGAUUGCUGAAAAUCAACCCGCAGCUCAAAGUAUAGAAAUUAUGGGUGUAGGGGUAACAUUUGUAAAUAAUGUUUAAAUGGAAUUUUAUAAACUCAUAUUAUUUGUUAUCCAAGUAUACUGUAUUGUUUUGUAAGGUAUUAACUGUGAAAGGAAUUUGUGUUCUGUCCUUAUUACUCCUGCAUAUUUUAUUCCUGAUAUAUCAACCAAGAAACUUUUCUUUUCAGUCACUGUUUUUAUGGUUUGUCAUACUCAUGCCGUAGUGCUGUGGUAUAGGAUAAAAUAUCAAUUCACACUGUGAAAAAAAAAAACAUUGCUGUGUUGCUUUCAAGUUCAUCUUGGUAUUCCAAGUUAAGUUUUUAAAUCUGCACCCACUAUUUAGCAUGAUGUUAUUUACCUUCAGAAGUUUUGCUAUCAUGCACAUGGAGAAUCUUGCCACAACAAAUGUUUUCUUACUUAUUGUUUAUGAUUUUUCAUCUGUGGUAGAUUUCAAUGCAAUUUCAGUAAUGUAACCCUUCUUUUUUUCAUGUGAUAUUUAAUAAUUAUUGGGAUAGUAAUGAGACAUUAUAAUACAUGUAAUUAAUCAAAUUGAUUUGAAUAAACAAACAAAUAAAAUGUGCUUAUUUGGUUUUCUUCACAUUUUGCCUUUUGUGAGGACUGUUCUUUCUGCCUGAUACAUACAGUAGUUCUUCAACUAAAAGUAAUACUUUUCUAAUGGCUGUCAUUUUGUUGUUAAUUCAUAAACAAACAUCUCUUAUAUUGACAAUUUAGACAAAUGGUAUAACUCUCAAUGUUCACAAUUAUCUCCUACAAAAACACAAAUCUUUGGCACUGCAGAAAUUGUCAUUUCGUUUUUGUCAUGAGAAGAAUCUAUACUAAUUCAUGACCUUUUAUGACAUACUGUACUAUGUCUUUUUUUCCUUGGGUAGUAUUUCAGUAUGUCAAAAGUAUAAUUAUAGUAUGUCUUAAAAAAGACAAAUAAUAUUCCAUAAAAAGUCAUAGUAUUGUAUGUUGUGAAAAAUAAAAUCAUAGUAUAGUGUGUCAUAAACAGUCAUAGUAUAUGUUUUAUAAAAAAACAUUCUGUAGUAAAAAAUCUUAAAAUGUUAAGUGUGAUUUCACCAUGAGCACA